UCCAAUCAUUGCAAUGGGCGGCGUGGGUAAGACAACAAUUGCUAAAGCCGUUUACAAUGAUGAGAAGGUGAAGGACCAUUUUGGUUUGAAAGCUUGCUUUUGUGUUUCUGAGGCAUAUGAUGCUUUCAGAAUAACAAAAGGGUUACUUCAAGAAAUUGGCUUAGCAGUUGAUGAGAAUCAUAAUCAGCUACAAGUCAAAUUCAAGAAAAGCCUAAAGGGAAAGAAGUUUCUUGUUGUCCUUGAUGAUGUGUGUAAUGAUAACUAUAACGAAUGGGUUGACUUGAGAAAUCUUUUUGUACAAGGAGAUUUGGGAAGUAAGAUCAUUGUAACUACACAUAAGGAAAAUGUUGCAUUGAUGAUGGGUGGUGGAGCAAUCAACAUGGGAACUUUGUCUAGUAAAGUCUCUUUGGCUUUACUCAAACGACAUUCACUAGAAAACAGGGUUCCUGAGGAACAUCCAGAAUUUGAAGAGGUUGGAAGAAAAAUUGCAGAGAAGUGCAAAGGGUUGCCUUUAGCUCUAAAGGCACUUGCUGGUAGUUUACGUUGCAAAUCAGAGGUGGAUGAGUGGAGACACAUUUUAUGAAGUGACAUUUGGGAAAUUCUAAGUUGUUUGAAUGGUAUAUUACCAGCGUUGAUGUUGAGCUACAAUGAUCUUCUUGCACAUUUGAAGCAAUGUUUUGCUUUUUGUGCAAUAUAUCCCAAAGAUUAUCCAUUCCGCAAAGACCAAGUUAUUCACUUGUGGAUUGCUAAUGGGCUUGUACAACAGUUCCGUUCAGGUAAUCAAUACUUCCUUGAGUUGAGAUCAAGAUCACUAUUCGAAAUGGUUCCAGUGUCUUCUGAAAGAGACUUAGAGAAAUUCUUAAUGCAUGACCUUGUGUAUGAUUUGGCCCAAAUUGUAUCUUCUAAACUUUGUAUUAGGUUGCAAGAGAACAAAGGAUCGCAUAUGUUGGAACAAAGUCAGCACACUCUCUGAGAAGCCUCGAAUGAUAGUAUUCCAAGUGAAAGAAGUUGGAUUUUCUAUGUGAGUGAAAACCAAGUUUGCAUAAUUGAUGUCACCGAUAGGUGGAGACUUGGCUGAAAAAUGCAAGACGCAGGCUAGCUGCUAUUUUAUCCUUGACUAGAUCACUUUUUAUGAGAUGAGCAUGAAUCUUUUUGAGGGCUGUCACAGUGGUACAUUUGGUUUCUGACAUAUGAAGAUAAGGUUGAUCUAAGAUGAACUUAGAAAUGGAACUUGAUGAACAAACACUUGAUGACAUCUCUGUUUUUUGUUGUUGUUUUGAUGUUGGAAAAUGUAUCAACAAUGUGUAGAAAGAGAGCAAUUUGUUGAGUGUGAGAAGCAACUCCCAAGUGGCAUAAUAGAUAAGGUAUUUAGGCCUAUUGGUUCUCAACUCAAUCACUUUAGUAUUAGGCUGAUUUAAGGUCACUCACACCUUUCCUUAAUUUGUUUUUCCUUUUUUCUCAUUUAUUUAUUUACUUUUCUCUAUUUUUUUUAAUGAUUUUCCCCAUUUUUCUCCUA
Molecule: messenger RNA, 1516 nt
Organism: Solanum pennellii
Lineage: Eukaryota; Viridiplantae; Streptophyta; Magnoliopsida; Solanales; Solanaceae
Product: putative disease resistance protein RGA3
Exons: 1
Coding region: 14-583 (189 amino acids)
Biological process (GO): defense response to other organism
Molecular function (GO): ADP binding
Source: RefSeq, a predicted model, not a curated record